Messenger RNA from Daphnia carinata, 1536 nucleotides. RefSeq names its product NADPH:adrenodoxin oxidoreductase, mitochondrial-like (gene dare). Lineage: Eukaryota; Metazoa; Arthropoda; Branchiopoda; Diplostraca; Daphniidae. The record is from RefSeq and is a predicted model, not a curated record. The transcript has 8 exons. Gene Ontology annotation, cellular component: mitochondrion. Gene Ontology annotation, biological process: ubiquinone biosynthetic process. Bases 53 to 1513 code for a protein of 486 amino acids.
UAAAUUUUCAAAGGUCUUUUUCGGUGUUUUCGUCCGUCAGCUCGUUUUGUGUAUGUAUUCUCCAUUCAAGAUGUGGAAUUGGACUACCAUAUGUGCAAAAAAAUAUGCAUGUUUGCGCACAACCAUCCGUUUCUCUAGCGUAGCUAAUCCUAAAGUGUGCAUUGUUGGAAGUGGUCCUGCAGGAUUUUACACAGCCCAACAUCUUAUAAAAAAUGAACCCAACCUUGAAAUAGACAUGUUUGAAAAGCUACCUGUACCUUUUGGAUUGGUCAGGUAUGGGGUAGCACCAGACCAUGCUGAUGUAAAAAAUGUAAUAAAUACAUUCACAAGCAUUGCAAAGUCUGGCAGGCUUCAGUUUAUUGGAAAUGUCACGAUAGGAAAGGAUGUUACUCUAAAUGAUCUGAGAACGGCCUAUGAUGUUGUGGUUUUGGCUUAUGGUGCUGCACAAGAUAGAUGGUUAGGCAUUCCAGGAGAAAACUUAAAGAAUGUUGUUUCUGCAAGGAAAUUUGUGGGUUGGUAUAAUGGACUACCUGAAGAAAGCAGUCUGGAGUUUGAUUCGAAUGUUGAAACUGCUGUUAUUAUUGGGCAGGGAAAUGUUGCCUUGGAUAUUGCUAGAAUAUUGCUGACGCCCAUUGAGAUCCUAAAAAAAACAGAUAUUGCUCAACAUGCACUUCAAGCUCUUAAAGAAAGUAGAAUAAAGAAUGUUAAACUUGUUGGAAGGCGAGGACCAUUACAAGUGGCCUUUACUAUCAAAGAACUAAGAGAAAUGAUAAAACUGCCAUAUGUUUCCAACCGUAUCCAUAUUGAAGACCGAGAUUACAUCGAAGCGUGCAUCCCUAAAACGCCUAGACCCAGAAGAAGAUUAACCGAAUUGAUGCUUCAGUCGGCCGAUACGAAGCAGGAGGAAGUAAAGGACUCAUCAAAGCAAUGGGAGCUAAUUUUUCACCGGACUCCGUUAGAAAUCGUAAAAAGCGAAAACCAGAGAAGUGUCAAAAACUUAGUGGUCGGGGUCAAUCGAUUGAAAGGAGAUAAUUGGGAAAAUCUUCAAAUAGAAGAUACUGGUCUUCGAGAGAGAAUACCUUGCGGUAUGAUCAUAAAAAGUAUCGGUUAUAAAAGUCUUCCGUUAUCCGACGAGCUGCCUUUUGACCAUAUCAAGGGAGUUAUUCGCCAAAAGGAAGGGAGGGUUGAAGGAAUGCCAGGUGUGUUCUGCAGUGGUUGGGUUGCAAGUGGCCCUGUAGGAGUAAUAGCCUCAACCUUGCAAAGUGGUCACGAUGUCGGAAAGAGAAUUCUCGAGGACCUAAGGAAAGGAAAUUUUGCAACCAGCACAGUAAAACCUGGACGUGAUGUUAUUUUGUCUCAACUUGCCGCAAGAGGUGUCGAGCCUGUUACCUUUGUAGAAUGGGAGACUUUAGAUAACGAAGAACGAGAGCGUGGUAAAAAUCAGGAAAAGCCGCGUGAAAAGAUCAUUGACGUUAAAGAAAUGAUAGAUAUCGCAAAAAAGACACAGUCAUAAAUAUACCGCCUGUAUUACAUGGA